This is a messenger RNA of Meleagris gallopavo (turkey), 2430 nucleotides long. It is a transcript of the gene SLC16A5, whose product is annotated as solute carrier family 16 member 5. Lineage: Eukaryota; Metazoa; Chordata; Aves; Galliformes; Phasianidae. Gene Ontology annotation, cellular component: basolateral plasma membrane. The record is from RefSeq and is a predicted model, not a curated record. Gene Ontology annotation, molecular function: monocarboxylic acid transmembrane transporter activity. Gene Ontology annotation, biological process: transmembrane transport; monocarboxylic acid transport.
AGCUUUUGGGCAGUGCUGAAGCAGAAGCACCCAGCACGCCACGAUGAGCCACCCGCGCUGCGCUUCAGCCCCUCACAUCGCCAGGCCUGGUCCAGCCCCAGGUCCGUUCCCUGGGCUGAGGGCUGCAUGGUAGCUGCACUCCCUUCCCCAACAGGCUGCCUGCGAGCAGAAAGAAGCCAUGGCCCAAGGAGGAGCAGCAGCACGAGGAACUGCCAAAGUCCAGGACCAGGGAUGGGCAUGGAUGGUCCUGGUGGCCGCAGUGGUGCUGCAGGGGCUGACGCUGGGCUUCCCCUCCUGCAUCGGCGUCUUCUUCACUGACCUCCAGCAUGAGUUCCAGGCCACCAACAGCGAGACAUCGUGGUUCCCCUCCAUCAUGGUUGCUGUGCUGCACGCAGGCGGGCCUCUGUGCAGCAUCCUUGUGAAGCGCUUUGGCUGCAGGUUUGCUGUCAUGGUGGGAGGGCUGCUCAGCAGUGUGGGCAUGGUGUCCAGCUCCUUCUGCAAGUCCCUCAGCCAGCUUUACCUAACAGCUGGCCUCAUCACUGGUCUGGGGUCAUGCUUCAGCUUCCAGGCAGGAGUGACUGCACUGGGAUACUACUUUGUGCGGUGGCGAACGCUGGCCAAUGCCAUGGCAUCCACCGGUGUCUCUAUUGGCUUGACAUUGUGGCCGCUUCUUUCUCAAUACCUGCUAGAUGAGAUGGGCUGGAGAAAUACUUUUCUUAUCUUUGGAGGAAUACUGUUGAACUGUUGUGUUUGUGGAGCUGUUAUGAGACCAGUGAAGUUUGCAUUCGGAUCACUACUGCAGUUUUCCAGUACAGGAGAGGAGCCAGGGAGAAGAGCAGAAGAGGCUCAGCUGUCCAAUGGAGCAUCUUCUCCUCACCUAAAGCUCCAGGAACAAACCAGGAAGAUCACAUGUUUCCAGGCGCUGCAGAACUACCUGGCUUUUGAUAUCUUCUGUCAAAACAAAAGGUACCAGAUUUACACAAUUGGAGUGACAUGGAUGAUGAUGGGGUUUGUGUUACCCCAUGUCUACCUCGUACCUUAUGCCAUCCAGAAUGGUUUGGAGGAACGCAGGGCAGCCCUCCUCAUCUCCAUUAUUGGAUUCAUCAACAUCUUCAUACGCCCUCUGACAGGGCUGCUCUCAGGACAAACAAUCUUCACAGGGAGACGUAUCUACCUGUACAACCUGGCCGUGCUCCUGUGUGGGCUGAGCAAUUUCAUUUGUGUCAUCUCAGCCGAAUUCAGCAUGCUCAUCUUCUACUGCGUCAUCCUCAGUAUAGCCAUGAGUGGCAUUGGGGCCCUCACAUUCCAGGUGCUGAUGGAUGUGGUGGAGAUGGACAGGUUCUCGAGCGCUCUAGGGCUCUUCACCAUCCUGGAGAGUAUCACUCUUCUCAUUGGACCCCCUCUGACAGGUCUCCUGGUGGAUAUAACCAGUGAUUUCCGCUAUGUCUUCUACACCUCAAGUUUCUUCCUGAUAUCAGCUUCAUUAUUCAUGGUGCUCAGCUUCUGUGCUCUGGAAAAAAAAAACAAAUUGAAAGACACCUCAAAAGUACCUCCAGACAAGUCUGCCAUAUGCAAUGAAACGCCAAACGAAUCACAGUCUGAAAGUCAACCCACCCUCGCAGUUGUGCACAUCACAAGCAUAUGAGAAUAAGUAACAAUUAUGCCGCUGUACAAAGCCACACGAGACCCAGCUCUGAUGGCAGAUGAGAAAACAAAUGUCUGCAUCCCACAGCCGUCACCCUUCCUCCCUGCACAUGCAUUCGGUGGGGCAGUGUCAGACUCCUUGUGAGCAACGCAGACCGCAGGCUGAGCCCAACAUGCAGAGCCGAAGGACAGACAGAACUGUGCUGUCCUACUGCAGGCCACGGGACAACACCACCAUGGCAACCAGCUCUGAGAAAUAAAAGUAAUGUUGAUUCAAUUGAUUUAAGUUGGUGCCUUUCUGAAGUCACUGGAAUUUCAUAUACACAUUUCUCUCGUUAGCACUGGUAAAUAAUUACUGAUGGCUAUGCACAAUGGUAGUUCUUGCGUAAGUAUUACUCACCUACUCUGAACAUGCAGUUUUGGUGCAGACUUAUAUGAACUUUCCUGGUAGCCUCCCGUGGUUGAGGAAGGGGAAAGAAGACAAACAGUUUUGACUGGAAGCGUGUUAUUAUUUCCCACAUCUCUAAACACAAUCAGAGGCCGCCAAAUGAGUCACACAACUCAGGCAGGAUUCUACAAAGAUCAAAUAUUUUUUCCUAUGAGGUAUAUAUGAGUUCUUCAUGCCAAGUACAUUUUCAAAGCUUCAAAAGUUCCACACAAGAGCAACAAAAAGAAAAGGACUGAAACCUUACAGUGUCUGCUUUGUAUAAUUAGUAGUAUCUCAAGUGCUUCCUGAUGUAUUUUUAAAGAGAUUAAUGGCUUCUAUAAAUACAUCUCUUUCCAGCA